Molecule: messenger RNA, 1185 nt
Organism: Theileria orientalis strain Shintoku
Lineage: Eukaryota; Apicomplexa; Aconoidasida; Piroplasmida; Theileriidae
Exons: 2
Coding region: 1-1185 (394 amino acids)
Source: RefSeq, a predicted model, not a curated record
AUGGCUGGAUCGACGCCGCUUGACCAUUCCAGCAAACACAGAAGAAAUCGGUUUGACGACCCGAACCCCUCAAAACGAUCAGGUUUUCACGACUCCCAAGAUGUAUCGCACCCUCAGCAGUCGAUCUCCGGCAGCGUGGCCACAAACUUUACCCAGGGAGUAUUUCACGGAUUUCAUAGGGACCCGAACAGCUCAGAUAAGGGCGCCAUGGAACAAAAUGGAAGAUUCCACCCUCAGAUCGUGCCACCGCUACAGCCAAUGGCAGCGUAUCAGCCGUUCAUGGCGCCAGGCCCACAAAUGCCCCCGCCAGUACACCUUCCCCAGCCCUUUCAGAUUCCGCCAGUCACACAAGUGCCGGGAGGCCUGCCGUUUCCAGUGCCGCAGUUCAUUCCGCCACCACACCAGCCCAGUACGAACGGCGUUCACUUUGACAAGUUAAAAGAUAAGGAGGACUUGGACGCGUGCAACGUGGGAAUUAUGGCGAGCGUCCUCAGUAAACUGAGGAAAGGCGAGGGUUUCGUGCCCUAUAGGCCGCUGGAUAACGUGGUGGAUGUGCCUAACAGGCGCCCGAGUCAACCAGCACAGGAGCCAACGCUGGUGCAGCGUAACCAGGUGGAGGACUUCUACGACGAACUCGAUGAACUGUUCCAGCAGUACAAGGAAGAAAUAGACCCGAACGACCCGAAGUACAACUACUCCCGAAGGAGGAAGUUUAGCCUGAACCGCCAGACGGCACAGCCGAUAAAGAUUGUGAGUCCCGAGGACCUAAUUAACACAGUCAAGAGGGACUUAUACACACCCGCGAAUGCCCCAGUGUCUGUGACCGAUUCGUACGGACUCGGUGCCAAGGAGGGCAUCGGCAUGGGCUCAAACGAGGACCUGUUUGAGUCGUUCAGGAGGAAGCGGUCGAGCAAGUACCACGAGACUUACGCCAUAAGGUACCUUGGCCAAAAAAACAAUUGCUUCAGGGAAUCGGUGAGGAAGGACCCCAACUGCAUAGUGGUUUCCAGCGGUGAGCUGUGCUACUCCUGCAACCAGGUAACCCAGAGUAUACAACUAAUCAGAUAUUCACGCCCCAAGUCGUCUGUUCACUACCCCUAUAAAGUAGUACACGCUGCCUGUAUCAGCAGUAUCGCCUGCCAGUACUAUCUUAGCCCAUUGCCAGUGAAUAACCACAAUGUGUAG